ACGUCGACUAUAUAUGCGGCGGCGGCAGCGGCGGCGGUGUUCCUCUGCGCGAUUUUUUAUUACAUAAUUUCACUUUAAUAUAUAAAAUAAUAUUAUCCGAAAUCGCAGGCUGCAGUGGUCGGCGGCGGCGCGGUGCAGUCGUAGUGUUGACGCGUUAUUUCGAUAAUUAUUUAAAUAAUAUAUAAACAUCAUAACAUUAUAUAGGUAGAAUAGUGCUGCGGUGCCUAUUCUGAUAUAAUAAACGYCGUGCUUAUAAUAUAUUGUUCUCGUAUACGCGUGUCUUCUGAAAAUAUCACAAAGUAGGUAUAUAAAACAACCGAGGCGAACGUAUAAAUUAUACCAUAAAUUGUAAAAAAAAAAAAAACAUAAGUGCAUAGACAGAUCAGCCGCAGGACUCGCUCGUAGAAUAUGACCAAUGCGAAGAUCAUGUCGUCGCAGAACAGGCGCGAGUCYUGCUGCAAAGGGCACGCCACGAACGAAAACAAUAAUGGAUACGUCGUCAGUCCGGCGAACGGUUGUCGGAAAAUAUCGGCUGUCGAAAUGAUGAAAAAAGGAGCCGGAGGAUCGUUGGCGAUCGUAGUCGCUCCCGAUGGUGGCUGGGGAUGGGUAGUAGUUUUCGCUGCGUUUUACUGCAAUGUCGUUGUAGAUGGAAUAAUUUAUUCCUUUGGCAUGCUCAUGAAUGACAUGGUGAACACAUUUCACGUGCCGGAGUCUAAGAUCACAAUAGUCGGGUCACUGUUAAACGGGUUUUAUUUGAUCGCAGGUCCGUUUGUAAGUGCUCUUCUGAACAGUGUGGAUUUCCGAUCAGUUACAAUAAUUGGAAGUGUAAUUUCUAGCGUUGCAUUUAUUUAUGCAUCUUAUGUAGAAUCGUUGUACCAACUGAUGUUCUGUUAUGGCUUCAUUGGAGCMUAUAUUCUCAUUGUAUCAAGUGAUACAGCUAGGGUGUAUAUCGCUUGUAAAAAAAAAAUUAUCAUAUCAUUAAAAUCYACACAUACCCGUAUAAUACAUAUAUGGGGUGAAUUAGCCGACGAGAUAAAACAAAUCGAUGAGUAUCGAAAACUGACGUUUUACCUUCACGUCUACUACACCAUACUGGAAUGUAAAAAACGUGUCAACAAAUCGGAAAACUGCAGUGACGAUAAAUGCGACGAAAAUUAUGAAAGUUCGAUGGGCGCUUUUCGCAAUUUCCUGCUCCAUAGAGGUGGCGAGUUCAGUACCGAAAACGAAUUUUUACCGUAUUUUGCACUACCAUACGUGUUCGAACCGAUGCAACACCCUUCUUUUAAAAAUUUGUUCAAAGAAAAUCGAUGGUGUGAUUCGUUAAAAAAAAGAUUAGAAGACUUUAUUUUGGACAUCGCUAUUAGCACAUCGGUGACAUUAGUGCCCAGCAAAGAAGCGGGAAAGCGAAAAUUGACAAAAAAAAAAUUUAAAACGCUGUAUAAGGAAUACAAACCGCUAAAUGCAUUGGCUGCUGAGCUUUUGAACGCUUUGGAAAAUUCAAUUCGAGGACAAUCRAUCAAUUUAGAAAUUAUUUUAAAAAAUUGUAAUGCUGUGGUGGAAAAAAACGAUGACAAUAAAGUUAGUGAUCAAAAUUUAGAAAUUGUUGAUGACCAACUCGAUUUAUCCAUUUUUAAAAUCAAACUUGAACUCCGAGAUGGUAACAGUACCAAGAACAAAUUACUUAUCCUACAAGCUUUACGUUGGAGGUUGACAAAAUUGGAAAACAAAACCGACACGGUAGUGAUGAUAAAGAAAUACGAUCUACUGGAUUUAUGCAAAUCUAGAGCCGAACAAGGACUAAUGAAAUGGCUGAUGAUGACAAACGGGCCACAUCCGCUACAACAAAUGAUAUCAAGACUGUUGAAUGCCCUGKCGUCAUUCAACAGGGGCCGCAGAUAUUUGGCAGGCUCUCCGUUUUUACUCCGUCUAAUCAUAACUCAGCUCAUAUCGUCACAACAUUUUUGGGACACGAUCACGAGCAACAUGUUGUUAGGAACAUUGCAGAAGCUCAGUAUGGGUGAAGAUAAUUUCAAUUAUGUGGUAUCCCCGUUCGCGAGUUCAGUAAUUUUGGCGCUAGCAGCUGAGGGAGCCGAUUCGGAAACCAAGACCCAACUUGUGGAAACCAUGGGUGGUGAGCUACCGGAYAAGAACUCCUACAAAGAAGUACUCACAACCAUCAAGGUAUGUAUAGACGUAUAUUACUUGACAGAUGUGAGGAGAGUCGCGAGACCUGACCUGGAAAUUAAGCGAGCAGCAACCAACAGCAUCGCCGCCGACGACGAUUCUACUGCCGUAUUCUACAUUGCUAUAUAUGGAUUAUUUAAAAUAUAUAACCUUAACACUUUUUUUUGUCUUUCYGGCUAUCAUUUCCAGGGAACCAAAACGAAUACCGUGUUCACCGAAUCGGCGGACCUGUCGAAACUGUCGUCGGACAAGCUGUACUUGGACGACGUGGUCCAGCAGGCCAACAUCCGCGUGUGCAUUGACGGUUCUUCCGCUUCCUCGCUGACCAGUUCCGCAUUUACGUCACAGAGAGUCAUCAAGGAGUCGGUKGUCGUGGACCGGCCGUUUGCGUACGCGUUAUACAACGUGGCCAACGGGAUCGUGUACGCGGCCGGCAAGUUGGAGCGACCUGUCUGGGAGGAUACCGACGACGACGGCAAUGGUUCCGACAUCGAGACGAUCGACAUUUAGA
Molecule: messenger RNA, 2695 nt
Organism: Diuraphis noxia (Russian wheat aphid)
Lineage: Eukaryota; Metazoa; Arthropoda; Insecta; Hemiptera; Aphididae
Product: lisH domain-containing protein ARMC9-like
Biological process (GO): cilium assembly
Cellular component (GO): ciliary tip; ciliary basal body; centriole
Molecular function (GO): protein binding
Source: RefSeq, a predicted model, not a curated record